AUGGAUUGGGGUCAGGAUACCCUGAGGGCUGGUUUUUGCCAUGCACUUUCCGAGAUGUACAAGAGCGAGGUCCCCCUUUACGGGGAUUUGGUGGACCUGGUGUGGAAGGCAGAUGCGGAGGCGAUCAAUACGAGCAGGAAACUCGGUGGCGCGAAUGCUAUCGAUCCAGAUGAUGUCCUGCCGUCCAGGAACCGGGUCGAGAGACAUGGUGCCAUCCGUCUGGGCACUGCACAGGAGCUGUCCACUAUCCGCCGCAUGUUCGCCGUCAUGGGCAUGUCUCCAGUGGGUUAUUACGAUCUGAGUGUGGCCGGGUUCCCCAUGCACGCCACUGCGUUUCGCCCGAAGAGCAGAGAGGCUCUGGCUAGACACCCAUUCCGGGUGUUCACGACGGUUUUGCGGAUGGACCUUCUGACAGAGAGGACGCGAGACUUGGCGCAGAGGGCCCUGAAGCAGAGGAACAUCUUCACCGAUCGGUUGGUGGCACUGAUAGACCACGCGGAGAUACAAGGUCGACUUACCCCCGACGAGUGCAAGGAGUUCAUUGCGGAGGGCCUGGAGACCUUCCGAUGGCACUCCAAGGCGACGGUGACCCUGGACGAGUACAAGAUUCUCAAGGCGGAGCACCCAUUAAUUGCGGACAUCGUGUCGUUCCCAAGUUGCCACAUUAACCAUUUAACUCCCCGGACGAUUGACAUCGACCUCGUCCAGAAGAUGAUGCAGGACAGCGGCAUGCCGGCAAAGGAGCGCAUCGAAGGACCGCCCCGCCGGGAGUACCCAAUCCUGCUCCGCCAGACCAGCUUCAAGGCGCUAGAGGAGACGGUGUAUUUCCGGGAUUCGAACGAGGCAUACGUCAAGGGCUCCCAUACCGCCAGAUUCGGGGAGGUCGAGCAGCGGGGGUAUGCUCUCACACGGAAAGGUCGAAAGCUCUAUGAUGACAUCCUCGCUCGGGUCAACACCACGGCUGCAGAGACAGGAGCCGACUCCACGAAGUAUGAGGAGAUCCUAGAACAGGGCUUUGAGGAGUUCCCCGACGACUUGCGUCAAUUGCAGGAGCAGGAGCUGGCAUACUUCUGUUACCACCUCACCCCGCAGGCCGGACAGGGUCUGGAUAUCACCAAGGCCAGCCUGAGCCAACUCCUGAAGGAUGGUGUCCUUGAGUACGAACCCAUCACGUACGAGGACUUCCUUCCCCUAUCUGCUGGGGGGAUAUUCAACUCGAACCUGGGCAGCGAAUCCCAAGCCAAACGUCUCAUUAUGGAGGCGGAGGCGGACUUGGAUGGGUUCCAGAAGAUGAUGGGAACCCCUGCGACGGACGAGAUCAGUCUGUAUGAGCAGAUGCAGAGAGACAGCCUCGAGACCUGCCGGGUCCAGCUCGGGUUGGAGGAGAUUGUUGUGUAG
This is a messenger RNA of Aspergillus heteromorphus CBS 117.55, 1398 nucleotides long. Its product is annotated as VOC family protein. Bases 1 to 1398 code for a protein of 465 amino acids. Gene Ontology annotation, molecular function: oxidoreductase activity. The record is from RefSeq and is a predicted model, not a curated record. NCBI's taxonomy places the organism in Eukaryota, Fungi, Ascomycota, Eurotiomycetes, Eurotiales, Aspergillaceae. The transcript has a single exon.